AUGUGUUUCGCGAAGGAAAACCCAGACUCAGUAGCGAAAUAUCUCAGCGAAGUGAGAUAUCCACUCUUCCUCUCAUCAGUGCAAGGACUGAACUAUCGAGGGCACCUGAAAAACCAAAGGGGGGGGGAUCUGGAAGUUUGGCGGGCUGGGACAGCGGGAAAAAGAGUUCGCGCGGGGGAAAAAAAUUGCAGCGGGAAAAAUCCCGCGCUCUCGCUCAACGCGCGCGUGGGCGGCUCGCCUGCUCGUGGGCAGACGCCCACGUGGGUGAGCCCCCACCCCUUGAUUACACUCCCUGCUAUUGCUUCUACGGGAAUCCUUGUUCUCUGUUUUUGCAUCCUAUUAGGAUUACGUAGAAGGAGAGCCAAGAAUCCGACCCCAAGUAGCACGCUCUCUCUUACUAAGCAUAGAUUGAUCCCCUACUACGAGCUUGUUCGUGCCACUGACAACUUCAGCGAGAUAAACUUACUCGGAAGGGGUGCAUUUGGUUCUGUGUACAGAGGGCUUUUAGAUGACGGCCUUCUUGUUGCCAUCAAGGUCUUGAAUAUGCAAAUCGAUGGAGCUUCAAGGAGUUUUGAUGCUGAGUGUUGUGCUUUGAGGAUGGUUCGCCACAGAAAUCUUGUUAGAAUCAUCAGUUCUUGUUCCAACUUGGAUUUCAAGGCACUCGUCCUCCAAUUCAUGCCCAAUGGCAGCCUAGAAAGAUGGCUCUACUCCCAUAACUACUCCUUGAGUUUACUUCAAAGGAUUAACAUGGCCAUCGAUGUUGCUUCAGCUAUUGAGUACCUCCAUCAUCACCAUUCUCAGGUUGUGCUGCAUUGUGAUCUGAAACCGACCAACAUUCUUCUUGAUGAAGAAAUGACCGCACAUGUCAGCGACUUUGGCAUUGCAAGACUACUGAGUGGUGAUAACCAGAGUGUAACCUCAGCGAGCACGCCGGGGACAAUUGGUUAUAUUGCCCCAGAGUUUGCUUCAACAGGAAGAGUCUCCACAAAGGGAGAUGUCUAUAGCUUUGGAAUAUUGUUGCUAGAAAUCUUUACGAGAAAGAAGCCUACUGAUCCUAUGUUUACCAGGGAAUCAAGCUUGCGACGAUGGGUAAGUGAUGCACAUCCUGCCGGCUUGUUUGAUAUAGUGGACCGCAACCUCUUGAGAGAUGAGGAUGGAGAUGAAAGGCCGAGGAGCGACUUAGCUUCAAUGCAGGCUUGUCUAUCUUCUAUCAUGGAGUUGGGGAUCGUCUGUUCAAGUGACUCACCUAGAGAAAGGCUUCCUAUGAAGGAAGUCGUCCCAAAGUUGCAGAAGAUCGAGAUGGAGUAUUUGUCAGUGUAUUGAGUUGUUUGAAACAUGACUGUAACAUGUUAUGGAUGUACUUAUCACUAUGUUUGGGAGUUUAGUAAUGAAGGGGAAGGAAAAGGGAGGGAGUGUGAAAUAGGACAAGGGAUGGUUUCCUUUUAUGAGAAGCAUUUUAUACA
Messenger RNA from Asparagus officinalis (garden asparagus), 1463 nucleotides. Its product is annotated as probable LRR receptor-like serine/threonine-protein kinase At3g47570. The record is from RefSeq and is a predicted model, not a curated record. Gene Ontology annotation, biological process: protein phosphorylation. NCBI's taxonomy places the organism in Eukaryota, Viridiplantae, Streptophyta, Magnoliopsida, Asparagales, Asparagaceae. The transcript is spliced from 3 exons. The coding region runs from base 1 to 1323 and encodes 440 amino acids. Gene Ontology annotation, molecular function: ATP binding; protein kinase activity.